Henningerozyma blattae CBS 6284 is the source of this 1674-nucleotide messenger RNA. It is a transcript of the gene MTC6, whose product is annotated as Mtc6p. The coding region runs from base 1 to 1674 and encodes 557 amino acids. The transcript has a single exon. NCBI's taxonomy places the organism in Eukaryota, Fungi, Ascomycota, Saccharomycetes, Saccharomycetales, Saccharomycetaceae. The record is from RefSeq and is a predicted model, not a curated record.
AUGAUGGAUUUUAUAUUCAUUUAUUUGCUGAGUAUGCUUCUGUUUAUAAAGGUUGGAUUGGCAGAUACAUUUAACAAUACUGCUUGGCCGAAUAUAUCCUCGCAGGUAGAAUAUGGUUUACGAUCACAAAGAGAUAUUCAAAAAAAUAUCACUAUCGACCAACUACCGUUGGUGGGAGUUGAUCUUCAAAGAGUUCUCUUCAACCAAUACUUAGAUGAUAACAGUAUUAUGUUAUAUAAUUUUUAUAACCUAAUGAGGCAGGGUGUCCAGUCUUUUGUAUUAGAAAUUGAAAUAAGUGAAAAUGCUUGGGUAGUUACUAAUACAUCACUCCUGUUGUUGGACGUUUUCUCACUUAUCAGCGCAUUUUUACAAUCAACAAACACUAACUUAAAUGCUAAUAUAAUGGUUUUGUUAUUAAAAGUGUCACAAUCUGUUAAUAUGAAUCCAUUGCAUAUAGGUAACUCAUCUGCAUUAUUCUUACCUUCAAAAUCUAAUAAUACAAACAUUUGCUUUAAUAGUAAUUGUACUUCUUCAACUUUCCAACUAGAAACUAAUAAUACAGAUACAUCAAUCUUUGGAGAUUAUUCACAAACAGUACCUUCAAAUAUAUCUAUUUCAAACUUAAAUAUCACCUCAUUAUUGGACGAUAGCCUUGGCACUUUCAUUUAUUCACCGCAAGAUUUAGAAACAGACAGAAUUAAAGGGUACACGUGGAAUGGAACAGGAUAUCCCUCAUCCACAGGUUGGCCAACAUUGUCUACAUUUCUAACCCGGGAAAAUAAGAGAAUACUAAUCGCCGACCUUUCAGCCACGUCAGAUUAUAUUCCUUCAGACUAUAUCUUUAAUAACUCAAUUCUACAUUAUGAUUAUGGUAAUAUGACAUUAGGUUGCCCUAAUACAAUUCCACAAAUUAAAGAUGUUUCUAGGUACAGUUGGAGAUUUUUGAAUUCCAAUUUUACUCCUGGUGACAUUAAAAAUUAUAUUGAUUGCGGAUAUUCUCCAAUAAUUAAUAAUCCAUUCGACUUAUCUAACAUAACAAAUAUUUUACCACUUUUAAAUUCAAGUUUAUUGUGGUCAUGGAGAUUUAAUCAACCAAGUGUGAAUGUUCCUCUUAAAAAGCAUUCUUUGGAAGCUUAUAAUUGUGCUAUUUUCAAAUAUGACCCUUCUAACUCGUCAUUCUAUUGGAUGGUUGAUAAUUGUUACGAAAAAAAGCUAGGGUUAUGUCGUUUUGGAAACGAACAAUUUACAUGGUUAGUCACAAAAUCUCCACAUACAUAUUUCGACUUCGACAGCUAUAAAGGUAGUCAGUGUCCUGAUAACUAUGAGUUUUCAAUUCCAAGAACACCAUUGGAACAAAAUGCCCUUAUCACAACUUUGAAAAAAAAUAGCUUUGCAGAUAUAGAUAUUUGGAUAGAUUUAAAUUCAAUUUCUGUAGAGGAUUGCUGGGUUACCGGUGGUCCUUACGCUGCUUGUCCAUAUAGAAAAUCAAUGACAAGAAGACAUUUCGCAAGAAUGUUAGCACCUGCAUGUGCUUGUUCAUUUGGUAUUCUUUGUAUCGUUUUUUACUUAAACUUAUUAAGGGUUCCAAUUCAUGAUAAUAGAAUUAAUUGGAGAAGAAAGCUAGUAAGAGAAGCCAACUUAAAAGCCCUUAAUACAGAAGGUGUUCCCUCUUAA